Mesorhabditis spiculigera is the source of this 405-nucleotide messenger RNA. The record is from the annotation of a GenBank genome assembly. NCBI's taxonomy places the organism in Eukaryota, Metazoa, Nematoda, Chromadorea, Rhabditida, Rhabditidae.
AUGGCCGACGAAGCAGAAGCGCAGCCGAUGGAGGUGCAGGACGUCAAGGCGGAACGCGAUGAAGAAGCGAUUCCGCCGGCCGCCGACGAUGAGCGAGCAGCCGAGAGCGCGCCCGCUGACACUGAUGGCGAGCUAAAGGAGGAGCCCCAACCGCCGCAGGACGCCGACAGCACCACCACGAAAGACCAGGAGUCCGCCAGCCAGCCGGCCGUCGCGGUGGUCGCUGCGGCCGCUCAAGCUCCGCCGAUCCCCACCCGCCAAUACCUCGACCACACCGUUGUGCCGAUUCUGAUGGAAGGACUAGGCGCCCUGGCGAAGGCGAGGCCUCAAGACCCGGUGAAGUUCCUCGCCGAGUUCCUCAUCCGCGAGAAGCCCCGCUUCGCCCCCAGCGUCCCGGUGUCGAAU